UCUUCUACACAGUGUUUCUGUAGACUGUGGAGCUUAACUGUCGUGUUUUUCGAGAGAUUACACUUCAUAAAGUGGAAUCGGGUAAAAAUUUCAUGCUAUACAGCUGACAGUGGAAUUCAAAGUGUGGUAUGGCAAUGUUGCUUAGGACUAAGAAAACUCGAAUCGUUUUAAGUGUUAAAAUAAUCGCUUUCUUGUCAGUGACAAUAUUUUAUUCGUUAUUGAAUAUCUUCAAUGAAGACAAUUAUGAGGAAAAUUCACGUGUAUCACGUCAUUUGUUAGCCGUACCCGAGGGUCAAAAUUGUACACCGGCAGCCAUUUUCGACUUUCCUCCUGAUGGUUUCACCAGACAACAGAGACAGCAAGGAUGGGUUCUGGUCCAUGCGGGAAUAGCAACAUAUUUAUUCAUUUUAUUGGCUAUAGUGUGCGAUGAUUAUUUCGUCCCAGCCAUUAAGAGAUUUUGCGAUAGCCUAGAAAUGUCGGAGGAUAUUGCUGGAGCCACGUUUAUGGCAACUGCAAGUUCCAGUCCGGAACUUUUCAUCAAUUGCGUUGGUACUUUCGUAACUGAAGGGGAUUUGGGAGUUGGCACUAUAGUGGGAUCCGCAGUGUUCAAUAUUUUAGCAGUACCAGCAUGCUGUGGGCUCUUCGCAAACAUGGUUAUGGACUUGGACUGGUGGCCGAUCACAAGAGACAGUAUUAUUUAUGGAACUGCCGUCGUUCUUCUCAUAUCAGUUUUAUACGAUGGAAGGGUUUAUGUUUAUGAAGCUCUUACUUUGGUCCUUUUUUAUACUCUUUACAUAUUUAUAAUGUAUUUCAAUGGAAGCAUCAGUGCUAUAGCAACGAGGGCAUUGAGAAAAAUUCAGAGAAAGAGACGUUAUACAGAAAUAUCAAGAGAAACUGAACCACUUCUGUCCAAGAAUGGCAUCACUGGUUCCAAAUGCAAUGUAUCGAAUUGUAUCUGCGAAGCAGAUAUAUCCUUAAAAGACUGCGAAGAAUUAGAGGAAUCGACCAAUAUUUGGGAAUGGCCCAGAGAGGAAUCGGCUUCAGGGAAAUGCUGGUGGAUUUUCACCUGGCCAAUUUCCUUUGUCCUCUAUCUGACAACGCCGGAUUGUAGAAAAUAUCCCAAGUUAUUCGUUUUCACAUUCCUGAUGUGCAUAAUUUGGAUAGGUUUAACGUCAUACCUUGUUGCUUGGCUGAUAACAGCUAUAGGUGACACCCUGAAUAUACCAGAUUCCGUCAUGGGUCUCACUUUCUUAGCAGCUGGAACAAGUGUGCCAGAGGCAGUAUCAAGUGUUAUUGUCACAAAUCAAGGUCACGGCGCAAUGGGAAUCAGCAGUUCCAUUGGCUCUAACACCUUCGAUAUACUACUUUGUCUUGGUAUACCAUGGUUCAUCAAAACAGCUUUUUAUCCAACAGUUCCUCAUCGUCAUUGGAUAAAAAUAAAUUCUUCUGGUAUCACCUACAGUGCAGUUUCAUUAUUAUCCACGUUGGUUUUGUUCUAUGGCGGACUUUAUAUGAACAAAUUCAGACUGGAUUGGAAGAUUGGUUUAGGUUGUCUUGCUCUAUAUGGCGGAUUUUUGACAAUGGCUUCUCUUAUUGAGCUCAACGUUUUCUUUCCAGUGAAUCCACCAACAUGUGACCGAUAGAAACAUCACAGUUCCUUCAAAUUCGAUUAUAAAUUUUCGGAGUAUAAUCUUUCACAAUGUAAAUAAAAUACUGACAAACUUC
This is a messenger RNA of Coccinella septempunctata (seven-spotted ladybird), 1725 nucleotides long. Its product is annotated as sodium/potassium/calcium exchanger 3-like. Gene Ontology annotation, molecular function: calcium channel activity; calcium, potassium:sodium antiporter activity. NCBI's taxonomy places the organism in Eukaryota, Metazoa, Arthropoda, Insecta, Coleoptera, Coccinellidae. Gene Ontology annotation, biological process: intracellular calcium ion homeostasis; calcium ion transmembrane transport. Gene Ontology annotation, cellular component: membrane. The transcript is spliced from 9 exons. The coding region runs from base 129 to 1643 and encodes 504 amino acids. The record is from RefSeq and is a predicted model, not a curated record.